AUGGAGCCUGAACCGGAAAAUUUCAUCGGGCUACCCCCCUUCCCCUCGGACGUUCCAACCGCACCCCUUCUUCGCCUGUCCCUCUCGAAGCUCCUAACCGAAGAUGAAACGGAAAUCAAACGACUGAUGGAAGCAUCUGAGAAAAUAGGUUUCUUCUACUUGGACUUGCAAGAGCCGAGCUGUGGGAAUGGUCUCCUAAAUGAUGCGGACAGGCUGUUUCAGACAGGCAAGGAUCUGUUCUCUCUCGACCUCGAGGAGAAACAGAAGUACGAUUUUAGCAGUCAGAACUCCUACUUUGGGUAUAAGUCACAAGGUGCAGCGGUUGUAGACCGUCAAGGGAAUCUGGACCGUAAUGAGUUCUACAAUGUCUCGAAGGACGAUAUUCUAGGCGUGAUGGAUCCGCUUCCUGCUCCAGACAUUCUGCUUCAGAGGCGUGGCUUAUUGGAGUCGUUCAUGAGAUCCUCCCACUCGAUAGUCACCCUCAUCCUUAAUCUCCUCAACACCGAUUUGGACCUUCCAAACUCCACGCUAGCGAAUAUACACCGUUUGACCGCACAUAGUGGUGACCAAGUCCGGUUUAUCAAGGCACCACCGCAGCCUGUAAAUGAUCGCCGCACAGCCAUGGGUGAACACACUGAUUUUGGCAGCGUGACUAUUCUCUUUAACCGUAUUGGAGGACUACAAGUGCUCCCACCGGGCGAAGGCGCAGAAUGGGUGUAUGUGCGGCCGUUGCCCGGACACGCCAUCGUCAAUCUGGGAGAUGCGAUGGUGAAGUUCACAAAUGGACUCUUACGCUCAAAUAUCCACCGUGUGGUAUCUCCACCUGGAGACCAAGCCGAUUCGACGCGCUAUAGUCUUGUCUAUUUCGCCAGGCCAGAAGAUAGCGUGAUGUUGAGGAGGUUGGAGGGAAGUAGUAGAAUCCCUGUUCUGCAAGAUGGGGACGUUGAAGAACAGGUCAACAGUAAGGAUUGGAUCAUUCGCAGGGCUCUGGGUCGCAGGGGAGAUGCUAAGGAUAUUGACUUUGAAAAGUCUGCUGGAACUGAGAUUUCAUUGAGGACCCCCAGGUCUUCUUUCUCCUCCGAUCUAAUUUCACCAUGCUGGUCACAUAGAUCGCAAGGUAUGCUAAAGCUGAAAAGCAUACUAGGUCUAAACUCGUUCGAACAACGCGAUAGGAGCUCCUCCCCUUCCUCCACCGAGCCGCGCACACGGUACCAAAGAAACGCGGAUACCUUUACAUAUCAUUCAGAUGUCUUGGUCGAAAUCGAACAUCGGCGAGAUUGCUUUUUCGAGCAAAUUUGGGGUUUGGUUCAACCGCUUUUGGGCCAGAAGCGGGUGGGCGAUGUAGAAGACAUUGUUAGCCCUGAAAUGCCACAUUAUCGGACGCUAGAGGCGCAGCCUGAAGGGCUGAGGGGACAAUUGAAGUCGUAUCAACUGGACGGACUAGCGUUCUUGCUUUAUCUAAGAGACAACGGCAUCGGGGGUAUCCUCGGCGAUGAGAUGGGCCUGGGUAAAACCAUACAAACGCUGGCUCUCUUCCAACACGUCAAAGAGAAUGGAGAUCUCGGCUGCGAAAAUACCGCGCCAUUCCUGGAAUAUCCACACAGCACACCCAUCCAGAACGAUUUAAAGGAGUUGUGGUCGAUUUUCCGCUGGUUGUAUCCAGGAGUUUUCUUUCCCCAAACAGCUAGGCUUUUUGAGGAUUCUUUCAUCUUGAACGAAGGAAAGGUUGACACAGAUUUCCUUGACCACGUCAAAGCAUUCUUGAAGCUUGUUAUGCUUCGUCGAUCAAAGGACUCUCGCGAGGUAGGACUUGAUAUCCCCCCAAUGAGGGAAACUAUUUUGUCUGUGCCACUUUCUCGGAUGCAGCAUUCAUGGUACAUGGGAAUUCUUACAGGCGUCGACCAACCGGUAAACGAAGACGGCGUCAGCACUCCAUCGAGGGACCACAGCGCCGAACCAGAUUGGCAAGAAGCGUUGUGGAACAACGGUGAUACCUUAUCCCAAUCGACGAUCCGAUUGCCCCAAAUGAGGGAAAAGAGGAAAUACAAGAUUCUGGCAAAUACCCUCAUGGAACUUCGAAAGUGCUCGAUUCAUCCCUACAUGCUACGUGCGGCUAUCCCGGAUUCAGAUCCAUCCGCGAAGGACUUGGUCGCUGUAUCAGGAAAGUUUGUUGUCCUAGAAAAGCUUGUCCGAAACUAUCUUUCCGAAGGAAGAAAAAUUAUCAUAUUUUCGAAUUUCGACCAAGCUUUGAACCUUUGCGAGGACAUGUUGGAAGUGCUCAAAAGCCAGACGAAUUUUGAAUAUGCAAGACUCGACGGCUCAACUUCUAGCGCUUGGCGAAGACUUUCUGUUCACUUGUUCAACAAUGACGCAAGAUACAUGGUCUUCUUGCUUGCGAUUAGGGCAGGUGGCGAAGGGCUCAACCUCGUUAGCUCCUCAGUCGUUGUGUUCCUCGACGAAGAUUGGAACCCGCAGGUGAUGAGACAAGCUGAAGCAAGAGUCCACCGGAUUGGUCAGACUAGGGCAGUUGACGUUUUCAGACUCCACUCGAAAGGUACUGUAGAAGAGCAGAUGGGCCGCCGUUUGCUAAAGAAGGCAUACCUCGCCGACAGAGUCGUUGAGGAUCGGGCGCUCGAUGUUCCCGGGUCACCAACUGAGACCUCAGUUCCGCUGGCGAGAGGUCCAGAAAGCCCAGGGAGGCCGACUUCCUCUGUCGACGAGAAAGAGUGGUUGAAGAGAGCCGAAGGCGUAAAAACGAACAUCUUCAACGGUGCAGUCAUCGACACCACGUCGACAUCCUGGGCGUGGGAUCAUCAAUCAUUCAUGACCCUUAGUCGGGCCGAUCGUCGCAUCGGCAAGCAGAGGACAACAUACGUUGACGAUUGGGAAGUCUUGACGGAAAAUAUAACCAGUGACAAGCGGACAGUCGCUGGCAAAUCCACUCAGGGAAAGGAUAAAAGAACCAUAUCUAAUGAACUGGUAAACUGGGAACAAACUGAGUUUGUCGGGGCCAAUCCAGCAUACCAAGUCCUUGGCCACUACCCGGGAAACAUGUUCUAUGUACGCUGCGUAAAGUGCGCCAAAAAGAGAGACGGACUAUUUGAAGUUGACCGCACUUUGAUUAAACGGCCCAGACUAUUCUGA
Messenger RNA from Aspergillus candidus, 3144 nucleotides. RefSeq names its product putative oxidoreductase, 2OG-Fe(II) oxygenase family. NCBI's taxonomy places the organism in Eukaryota, Fungi, Ascomycota, Eurotiomycetes, Eurotiales, Aspergillaceae. Gene Ontology annotation, biological process: positive regulation of transcription by RNA polymerase II. Gene Ontology annotation, cellular component: nucleus. The record is from RefSeq and is a predicted model, not a curated record. The coding region runs from base 1 to 3144 and encodes 1047 amino acids. Gene Ontology annotation, molecular function: ATP binding; DNA binding; ATP-dependent chromatin remodeler activity. The transcript has 9 exons.